AAACAGGAAGAGCAGCGAAGCAAAAGAGAGGAAGAAGAAGAAAAAGAAGCAAAUGCGAGAUCUUUCGGGGAAGGGCUAGAGAGAGAAGAGAGAUGUGGGAAUCCAUUUGUAUGACGUUAGCGGCAACCGCUGGUAAUAACAUCGGCAAGGUUUUGCAGAAGAAAGGAACUGUCAUUCUUCCUCCUCUCUCCUUCAAGCUUAAGGUCAUAAGGGCAUAUGCAUUCAACAAGACAUGGAUUAUUGGCUUUCUCAUGGAUAUAUUUGGGGCCCUUUUGAUGUUGAGGGCUUUGUCUCAAGCUCCAGUAUCUGUCAUACAACCGGUGUCUGGCUGUGGACUUGCUAUACUUUCUAUCUUUUCCCACUUCUAUUUAAAGGAAAUCAUGAAUAUAAUUGAUUGGGUUGGGAUUGCCUUGGCUGGUGUUGGCACAAUAGGAGUAGGUGUUGGAGGGGAAGAGCAAGAGGCGUCUGCAAUAUCUAUACUCCAUCUACCUUAUCUGCUUGUCAUUGUUGCCAUCAUGUUUGUCCUUCUUAAUGGAUGGCUUCGCAUCUACAAGCGCCAAAGAAGAGAACAAGAGUUGAUGCAAUCGGAAGUUGUUGAGGAGGUUAUAUUUGGCUUGGAAUCAGGCAUUUUAUUUGGGAUUUCAUCUGUGAUAUCGAAGAUGGGAUUUGUAUUUCUAGAGCAAGGAUUCUCCAAGAUGUUGGUUCCUGUGUGCAUUUUAGUCAGUAUAUGCUGUAGUGGUACAGGAUUUGUUUACCAGACACGAGGUUUAAAGCAUGGAAGAGCAAUUGUGGUGUCUACAUGUGCUGCUAUGGCAUCAAUAGUGACUGGUGUUCUUGCUGGUAUGCUUGCUUUGGGCGAACAAUUGCCUUCAGCUCCAAUGGCUCGGCUUUCACUCCUGCUUGGAUGGCUACUCAUCAUUGUUGGUGUGGUUCUUCUUGUGAGUUCAACACGGCUGGUUCAGUACUUUCCAUGGCCAUUUCGACGUUUUCUGCAUAAUGGUCUUGACAGAAGCAACAGUCGGCGAGCGGGCACACUUCGUGUAAGGGACUCAAACCCGAGUGCUGUCAUCCAGGCAACAACAUUGCAUCAUUUGAUAUCUCCGGUAAAGGAGAAGGCCUAACUGAAGAGUAGAGAUCAAGUUGUCCCUGUGCUGCUUCUCUUUUCUUGCCGAUCCAUUGUUCAUACAUGGUUAAUGGGUCCUGAUGACAUGCGUGUGUACUGUAUAGCAGUCUGCCUACAAGGUUUUUUGGGUUGGGUGAGCUUUGGGCGGGGUGAAGCAUGAUUUUUUUUUUUUUUGGAUCAUUCCUUAAAUGGAACAUCAUUAUUUUAACAGCAGUGUGAGCAUAGAGAAAGGCUUUUGGCUUCUGCAUGGAGGUUAGGCAGUGUUUGGAUAAGCAUUGGCUUUUGAAUUCUGUUUUUCUUCUUCUUUGGACUUUUGGCUAUUGAACCCGCUUGGUAAGUUUUGCUUCCAAGGCAUGCUUUUCCGAGUAGAAGCAAAGAAUGGGUGUUUGGUAGCACCAAUCUAUACGACUUUUAUGGA
This is a messenger RNA of Nelumbo nucifera (sacred lotus), 1541 nucleotides long. RefSeq names its product magnesium transporter, putative (DUF803). Gene Ontology annotation, biological process: magnesium ion transport. Gene Ontology annotation, molecular function: magnesium ion transmembrane transporter activity. Gene Ontology annotation, cellular component: membrane. NCBI's taxonomy places the organism in Eukaryota, Viridiplantae, Streptophyta, Magnoliopsida, Proteales, Nelumbonaceae. The record is from RefSeq and is a predicted model, not a curated record.